Penaeus vannamei (Pacific white shrimp) is the source of this 887-nucleotide messenger RNA. Lineage: Eukaryota; Metazoa; Arthropoda; Malacostraca; Decapoda; Penaeidae. The record is from RefSeq and is a predicted model, not a curated record.
AUGAAUAAAAUUCCAGAAAAGUUCUUGCCAAGAAAAUAUGCAAUCACGACUAAGGUUCCAGAUACAAAAGGGACUUUGCGAUGCUGUGUAGGCCGUAAUCCCUACAAUGGCUACAAGUACCUGUGUGGCGCAACCAGCUCCUCUCUGUACCUGAUGCAGUGGUAUGACCCUCUUAACAAGUUUAUGCUGCUCAAGCAAAGUGAGUGCUACCUGCCUCAUCCCCUAAGAGUAUUUGAGAUGGUGAUCACGCCGGACCUAGAGUAUCCCCUCAUGUGUGUUGACGUCAACCGCAGCUACGGCUCGGAGGACAUCCUACGCCAUAACCUCAUAAACCUCAAUACUGGCACGACUUGGACCCCUGAAGAUGACGAGGACAUGGAUGGAAUGGCUACUGUGGUCCCCCGGCAUAAUUUGAAUGUAAAAAAUGUCACGCAAAUUGAGAAGGAUGCCAUUCUAGUCUGCUUUGAAAAUGUUGUGAGAGUAGUUAAUUUACAAGGGAAGAUUAAGGAAAGAAAAAAACAGACAUCGGAACUCAAGUUUGAUUUCAAUAUUGAUUCCAUAGUGUGUUUAACGGACAGUGUGUUAGCAUUUCACGAGCAUGGGAUGCAAGGUCGAAGUUUCAAGAAUGGGGAAAUCACACAAGAGAUUAUCGACAACUCUCGACUCUUCAGGUUACUUGGCUCUGACCGAAUUAUCACACUGGAGAGCCGACCAUCGUCAAUGUUGGAGCCGAGUAGCGCAGCCUCAGGGGAGAACCAGGGUGUCAACUUGUACAUUCUUGCUGGACAUGAAUCUAGCAUGUACUGAGCUGUCCUCUGAUGGCUGCUGCAACAUUGAGAGCAGGAAACAACGAGAGCAACAAGGGGUUCAAAUGGCUUGAGUGAGCG